AAUUUAUCUGAAAAUCCGACAAUAAUGGAACUCCUUAGAAGAGUUGAGGUGAUCGACAGCAAGAGGUGCUCGAAGCUGCGCGUGGAGUUCACGCCCUCUCAACGUGGCGGCCGCUCAUCGGACCCUGUUUCUCCGGCCACCACCUCGUCCCGGUUUCAACCACCGGUUCGAUCAGUCGGACCUUUUUCUGGUCUGAUUAUCUGCGUAACCGGUCUCUCUAAAGAAGCAAGGAAUCAGGUUAAGGAAGCUACAGAGAAACUUGGUGGUGAAUACAGUUCUCUAUUGCAUUCUCUGUGUACCCAUUUGGUCGUUCAGAUAUCCUUUUACGUUUACAGCUACAAUGGACGCAAGUUUGAGCAUGCCUUGAAACAUGGGAGAAGAGAUAGUUUGCAUAUCGUUACACUUGGGUGGUUUGUGGACAGCGUCCGGGGAAAUGUUACGUUGCGUGUGUCUCUCUACACGCUGUGUGAGUCUCUCUACAUGGUGAAAAACCCUGAAAACCCGCAUAAAAGAGCCCAAGGAACAGAAUUCAAAGGAAGCAAGGGCUUGGCGUUAUCAGGUUAUUCGGUUUUCAUCGAUCCCGAUGUUUCAGACGAAGUAAGACGCCAGGUUUCAAAACUGAGUGUUGAAGGAGGUGCCAAGCUCAUGAAUCAAUGGUUUAUUGGAUGUAAUGCAAGCCAUGUUGUAUGUGAAGUUGGUUCUGUUCAGAGAUAUCUUGGUCACUCGAGCCAUCUUGUUACACCACUCUGGCUUCAGAAGACGCUAGAAGAGAAACCAACCCAAAAUCUUGUCCGAAUGUCAGCCGAUUUGGCUAGAAAUCUUAGGACAUUUCUUGAGAAUCUGGUGAAGGAAUCCGGCAUGGAAUGUGAUCAUGGAGAUGCCUCAAUGUUAACAAAGAGGGCGACGACAUGCAAAGAAAGGCAGAAAAUUGUGGAAUCUGCCAAGAAAGCUGUGUGCAAGCGAAUGAUCCAGCCGUUGAAUCUGAGCAGCCUUCUAGAUUCCAUUUGUUGGACAAUAUCCGAGCCAACAUCAACAGCUACUAUUUACAUAGAUAGUUUCAGCGAUAAUGAAGAAACCGAUAAUUCAUUCACUCAAUCCAUGAGAUUGCUCACAGAAAGUGAGAGAAUGGAGUUAGUAUACAAAAACAGUUUUAUAACGUUACUACUUCCAAUCGAUUGGUAUGGUGAGAUGGGACCUUCUUCUAGAUCUUAUUUCAGUGAAAACGGCUUUACAUGUCAACAAAUUAUCCAACACAUCUAUGCAUUCUAUCAGGAACACAUGUCCGAGGAGGAAAUCAAAACAGCAAUUCACACAAACUCGAGGCACAGUGAACAGCUCCGAGCCGCGGUCUCUGUGAUGAAAGUCGGGAAAAUUGCAUUCAAACGGAUUCAGUUUUUCGAAUCCCGAAAAAACUUCAAAAUGUUGAAACGUGUUAGUAGCUUCAACUGUAGUAAUGUCUACGAGCUUAUCAUUAAGGCAUAA
Molecule: messenger RNA, 1482 nt
Organism: Thlaspi arvense
Lineage: Eukaryota; Viridiplantae; Streptophyta; Magnoliopsida; Brassicales; Brassicaceae
Source: the annotation of a GenBank genome assembly